This is a messenger RNA of Pseudomassariella vexata, 3990 nucleotides long. RefSeq names its product Hydantoinase B/oxoprolinase-domain-containing protein. NCBI's taxonomy places the organism in Eukaryota, Fungi, Ascomycota, Sordariomycetes, Amphisphaeriales, Pseudomassariaceae. Gene Ontology annotation, molecular function: 5-oxoprolinase (ATP-hydrolyzing) activity. Gene Ontology annotation, cellular component: cytosol. Gene Ontology annotation, biological process: glutathione metabolic process. The record is from RefSeq and is a predicted model, not a curated record. Bases 1 to 3990 code for a protein of 1329 amino acids. The transcript is spliced from 9 exons.
AUGACGACCGAUAAGCCCCUCCCUGUAGUGCAACCAAACAGCAUCAAGUUCGCGAUUGACCGUGGCGGCACUUUUACGGAUGUUUGGGCCUCUAUCCCGGGACGUGAUGAUGUGGUUCUCAAGCUCCUGUCGGUUGACCCGGGAAACUACGAUGAUGCACCGGCAGAAGGCAUUCGGAGAGUGUUAGAGAUGGUCUCAGGCGCUUCGAUACCAAGGCGAGCCCCUAUUCCGAAAUACUUGAUUCACUCUAUUCGUAUGGGGACAACAGUGGCCACAAAUGCACUGUUGGAAAGAAAAGGAACUAGGCAUGCGUUCAUGGUGAACGAAGGCUUUGCCGACUUACUAGACAUCAGUUACCAAGCUCGGCCGAGCUUGUUUGAGUUAGGCAUUCGCAAGCCCGAGCUACUCUACGAUGAAGUUAUCGAGAUCUCGGAGCGCAUAACGGUCGAAGAGUUUGACGAAGACAUCACCAAAGACAAACGUUCGCCCCUUAAGGAGAUCCCCGGUGUGCUUGUGAAGGCCAGCACUGGCGAUAUAAUGCGCAUUAUCCGACCUCUUGACGAAGGUGAGGUCCGCGAAAAGCUCCAGAAAAUCCAACUAAAGGGUAUCGACACACUGGCAAUCUGCUUGGCUCAUUCAUACCUAUAUCCUAAUCACGAAUUACGCAUUGCCGAAAUUGCAAAGGAGAUGGGAUUCGGACAUGUGUCGACGUCUUCAUCUGUUGGCUCCAACAUGAUCAAAAUGAUCUCACGUGGAAGUUCGGCAUCUGCUGAUGCGUAUUUGACCCCUGAGAUUGUGCGGUAUGUGUCUGGUUUUGCUCAAGGCUUUGCAGAGGGCAAUUUGGAUGGUGUUUCCUGUGAGUUCAUGCAGAGCGAUGGCGGACUUGUUAGCCAUAAAACGUUCAGCGGCUUGAAAGGAAUCUUGAGUGGUCCAGCUGGGGGCGUGGUUGGUCAUGCACGAACGUCGUACGAUGGAAAAUCUCCAAUUGUUGGCUUCGACAUGGGAGGUACAUCGACCGACGUGAGCCGUUACGGUGGUUCCUUUGAACAUGUGUUCGAAACCACUACGGCCGGAGUAUCGAUUCAAUCACCGCAGCUUGACAUCAACACGGUCGCAGCGGGAGGUGGCUCAAUGUUGUUUUGGCGGGACGGACUCUUCAAAGUUGGGCCUGAUAGCGCCGGUGCUCAUCCUGGACCUGCAUCUUACCGUAAGGGGGGCCCACUCACUGUUACGGAUGCGAAUCUCUUCCUUGGACGGUUGAUCUCCGAUUACUUCCCAGCCAUCUUUGGCCCAAACGAAGAUUUACCCCUUGACUCUGACAUCGUCGCCAAGAAAUUCGAGGAACUGACGGCGCAGAUCAAUGCUGACACUGGACGCACAAUGACACCAGUUGAAGUCGCCCAUGGCUUCAUCGAUGUUGCCAAUGAGUCCAUGAGCCGUCCGAUUCGCGCACUGACCGAAGCCCGAGGUUUUGAGACGAGUCAACAUAAUCUCGCCACGUUCGGAGGUGCUGGUGGCCAACAUGCGUGUGAAAUUGCACGCAAGUUGGGCAUCAAACGGAUAGUCAUGCACAAGUACUCGAGCAUCCUAUCGGCAUAUGGCAUGGCAUUGGCUGAGAUUGUUCAAGAAGCCCAGGAGCCGAGUUCUGAGGUUCUCACCGACGAAUCCAUUAGCCGUCUUGAGAAUCGUUUUGUCGAGUUGAAGUCCAAAGUGACCAAGGGCCUGGUAGCACAAGGCCUUCAAGAGUCUGCAAUCGAGCAUCAAGUUUACUUGAACCUGCGCUACCACGGUACUGACACCCAUUUUAUGAUAAUGGAACCCGCAGAUGGCGACUGGAGAGCGGCCCUGGAGACUGAGCACUUGAGAGAACUAACAUUUAUCUUUCCCCGGGAUCGGAAAGUUCUGGUUGACGAUGUCCGUGUCAGAGGUGUCGGCAAGAGUGGUGAAGUCAGUCAAGACAAUGAAAAGCUUGUAUCCGAAUUGCAGACCAGCAGGUUCUCUACAGUUGAAGGGGCUGAGGCAAGAGUUACGGAUGUUUUCUUUGCCGAGGGCGGCUUGCAACCAACCAAAGUUUUCCGCCUCGAAAGUCUGUCACCUGGGUGUGUGGUGAAUGGUCCGGCCAUCAUCAUUGAUAGCACACAAACUAUUGUGGUAGUGCCUAGAUCCCAAGCAAAGGUCCUUAGCUCUCACGUGGUCAUCGAUCUCAGUGAGAACAAUACAGUACAACAAGAUCAAGUGGAGCAAGAAUUGGUGGUGGACCCCAUCAAGCUUAGCAUCUUUGGACAUCGGUUCAUGAGCAUCGCAGAGCAAAUGGGAAGAACACUCCAAAAAACAAGUCUAUCGCUCAACAUAAAAGAGCGCCUGGACUUUUCGUGUGCCAUCUUUAGUCCGGAUGGUGAACUGGUUGCCAAUGCUCCUCAUGUGCCUGUUCACUUGGGGAGCAUGAGCUAUGCCGUCAAGUACCAACACGAACUCCAUAUGGGCAACUUACGGGCUGGCGAUGUCCUGGUAUCCAAUCACCCAGAGGCCGGUGGUACUCAUCUACCAGACAUCACCGUCAUUACCCCCGUCUUCGAUCAAGACGGUACAACGAUUUGUUUCUACACGGCCUCACGCGGUCAUCAUCUGGAUAUCGGGGGAUACCGUGGAACCGACUCGACCGAGCUAUGGCAAGAAGGUGCCGCCAUCAAGUCCUUCUUUCUCAUUAGAGAUGGUCACUUUGACGAAGAAGGAAUUGUCGCCAUCCUACUUGAGCCUGGAAAAUACCCUGAGUGCAGCGGCUCCAGGCGCCUCGACGAGAACCUGUCUGACCUCAAGGCCCAAGUGGCCGCCAACGCCAAAGGGAGCCAUUUAAUUGACGCCCUCAUGGCUGAGUACGGCAAGCACACUGUUCAUUUCUACAUGCGAAAGAUCCAAGAGAACGCCGAGGUGGCCGUGCGUGGAUACCUCAAGUCAGCUUACAAGCGAUGGGGUUCCAAACCCAUCAAGGCGAAGGACUACCUCGACAAUGGCUCUCGGAUGGAAGUAACCAUCCAACUUGAAGAAUCGGGCUUCGCAACUUUCGACUUUGCCGGCACUUCGUGCGAGAUGCUUUCCAACAUGAACGCACCACCAGCCAUCACCUAUUCGGCGUUGAUCUACACGCUCCGCCUUCUGAUUGGCUCCGACAUUCCCUUGAAUCAAGGAUGUCUUGCACCGACCAAGGUCCUCAUUCCCAAGAACUGCUUCCUUAAUCCAAGUUCUGGUCCCGCCGUCUGCUGCGGCAACACGCAGACGUCCCAGCGUCUCGUCGAUCUUCUACUUAAAGCCUUCCGUGCCGCGGCAGGCUCACAGGGUGACAUGAACUGUCUCGGAUUCUUUGGAAACUUUCUUGAUGAAACUGAUGAGGAGAAGUCCGCAGGCUUUUCUUUCCGAUACGGUGAGACUAUCUGCGGUGGGGAGGGCGCGGGUCCGACUUGGCAUGGGGCUAGUGCCGUUCAGAUUCAUAUGACCAACACGCGCACGACGGACAUAGAGAUCAUCGAGAAGCGGUACCCUGUACUGAUCCGUGAGUUCUCCAUCCGCAAGGGUAGUGGAGGAAAGGGAAAGUUCAACGGUGGAUGCGGUAUUGUGCGAGACUUUGAGUGUAGAUAUCCCAUCACAUUCGGUCUAAUCACCGAGAGGAGAGUCCAUCAGCCGUACGGAAUGAUGGGUGGUGAAGGGGGCGAAUGUGGUGCCAACUACUGGGUGCAGAAGACAAAGGAGGGAGAAGACAGAUGGGUUAACAUUGGUCCGAGAGGUCAGGUCGAUAUGAAUACGGGGGACCGGUGUGUCAUUCAUACCCCAGGUGGUGGAGGAUGGGGCAUUCCUGAGAGUGACGGCCAAGAUGAGGGCAUUGAUGGCGUUGAGACUGUGGACGUUAAGAAAGGUGGUGAGAAGGCAAAGGUAUCCUAUCCCAGAGCGGCGGGGAGCUUGCAGGCAUAUGCGGCGGCACAGGAGGCUGCUUCGUAG